AUGGGUGUGAUUUCCGUUGUCACCUUUUUGGCUUCCGCCAAGGAGCACUUCAUUAUAUCUAUCCUACUACUUUUCCCAAUCGCUUUGAUUUUACGUACUAUAUAUCGACUGUAUAUUGAUCCGCUCCAUCAUAUACCAGGCCCUAAGCUAGCAGCAAUCAGUCAUCUCUAUGAAUUCUAUCACGAUGUCGUCCGGGGUGGAUUGUUCAUCUGGGAAAUCGAAAAAAUGCACCAAGAAUAUGGCCCUAUUGUGCGGAUCAACCCGCGUGAAGUCCACAUUAAAGAUCCGUAUUUUUAUGACGAGCUCUAUGCUCCUGCCCACGGGUGGCGAGACAAGGACGCAAAGUCCGUUGAGAUAUUCAGUUCGCCCAACGCGUUGGUUUCAACAGUUGACCAUCAUACCCAUCGCAUGCGCCGGAAGUUACUCACCUCAUUCUUUUCAAGACGGUCGAUCGAGAGGAUCGAGCCGGUUAUCCACGAAUCACUUUCAAAGUUCUUGGAUAGCCUUAUUACGGCCUACGAGGAAGAUUCCGUAGUAGAGCUCAUCGACAGACUCCAAGCGUUGACAGGCCACGUCAUCACACAAUAUGCGUAUGGAGAGGACUAUGGUCUCCACGAACCGCAAAAUAUCGGAAAGGGCAUUGUGAAGGUUGUCCAGGAAGGGACGGAGCAAAUCCACCUGCACCGGUUUUUCCCUCUUAUCCAGCGUUUUUUGCGAUUAAUACCCUCAUUCUUCAUGACUCAGCUCUUUCCAGCCCGAGCGGCAAUGUACGACCUGUUGCAUGGAGUACGAAAGAAAUCAAUAGAGGUGCUUCAGCAGAAGGACGUGUGCACUCCUACCGAGAGAACAACCAUGUUCCAUGCCCUUACAGCUCCGGAGGUACCCCCCGAAGAACGGACGUUGCAACGCCUCGAGGAUGAGGGAUUGGUUCUGUUCGCGGCCGGCACAGAGACCACCGCGACCACCUUAGGAGUGGCUAUAUUCCACAUUCUUAGUGAUCCAAUGGUCCUUACAAAACUUCGCAAAGAGCUUGAACAAGUAAUGCCCACUCCAGAAGGUCUGGCAACAUGGCGGGAGCUUGAAAAGCUGCCAUAUUUGAACGGGGUUAUUCAUGAAGCCUUGCGCUUUUCGGGUCUAGCUAUGCGGCAACAGAGGGUGUCGCCGACCGAGGUAAUCAAAUACAAGGAUUAUGCCAUUCCACCUGGGACUCCCGUUAGUAUGCUUCAAUACUUCUUGCAUACGGAUCCGGCACUGUUUUCCGAUCCCGAGAAAUUUUACCCUGAGCGCUGGAUGCUCGCGGCGGAGCGUAAGGAGAGUCUUUCGAGAUUCCUGGUGACAUUUGGCAAAGGGACACGAUCCUGUAUCGGAAUGAACCUUGCCUAUGCAGAAUUACACACUGCUUUAGCAGCCAUUGUCCGUCGAUUCGAUCUGGAGCUUUACGAGACAACUGCGGAGGAUAUUCGUUUCGUGCGAGACAAACUGCUCCCACGGGCCAAGAAUGGUCCCUGGAGAGUUCGAGUGAAAGUUGUGGGCAUCCGCAAAGACUAG
Messenger RNA from Aspergillus oryzae RIB40, 1548 nucleotides. RefSeq names its product putative cytochrome P450 oxygenase. The record is from RefSeq and is a predicted model, not a curated record. The transcript has 5 exons. Bases 1 to 1548 code for a protein of 515 amino acids. Lineage: Eukaryota; Fungi; Ascomycota; Eurotiomycetes; Eurotiales; Aspergillaceae. Gene Ontology annotation, molecular function: monooxygenase activity; iron ion binding; heme binding.